Molecule: messenger RNA, 3593 nt
Organism: Cynoglossus semilaevis (tongue sole)
Lineage: Eukaryota; Metazoa; Chordata; Actinopteri; Pleuronectiformes; Cynoglossidae
Gene: cntn2
Product: contactin 2
Exons: 23
Coding region: 361-3483 (1040 amino acids)
Biological process (GO): cell-cell adhesion; axon guidance; brain development
Cellular component (GO): axon; plasma membrane
Molecular function (GO): cell-cell adhesion mediator activity
Source: RefSeq, a predicted model, not a curated record
AAAGAGAGAGCGGAAGUGCCUCCACCUCUGCCGUGGUUGCUCUGACGUAGGUGGAAGGACAGAAGGUGAUGGAAAGAACCAGGGGGUGAGAGAGGAAGAGAGAGAGAGAGAGAGAGGCAGGCUGUUACCGUUCCACGACACACUGACUCGACAGAGGAGGAGCAGCACAGACCGUCUUCCUCCCGGAUCUGGACCUGGAUCCUCAGCAUCACACCGACGUGUCGAGCAUCAUUUUCUCCGCCUCCCGAGCGUCUUCCGUGGCAACGCGUCUCCACUGCGCGCGGAGCCGACGAUCAGGUCAAAGGUCGUGACCUCCUCUUCCAUUUCUUCUACCAGACCCAGUAGUUCCUGAUCCAGAUCAUGAAGGGCAUGUUGUGUCUGCUGCUGCUGGGGUCAGUGCUCCUGAACGAAGCUGCAGGUGGUGAUGUGUGUGUAGCAGGUCAUGACAGCGGACCAGUGUUUGAACAACAGCCAAAUGGUUUGAUUUACCCUGAGGGUCUGAGUGAAGGCAAGGUUACCCUCAGCUGUCAGGCCAGAGCCAGUCCAGCUGCUUCUUACAGAUGGCUCGUGAACGGUACUGAUGUUCCGCUGGGUUUGGACCUCCGUUACACACUGGUUGCAGGAAACCUGGUGAUCAGCAGCCCUGAGUCUGCUCGAGACACCGGCUCGUACCAGUGUUUGGCCAUCAACCGCUGUGGAAUCAUCAUCAGCAGAGCAGCAAACCUUAAAUUUGGCUACCUCCAUGACUAUCCUCCAGACAGCAGGAGUCCACAGACUGCAUAUGAGGGUGUUGGGACUUUUCUGGCCUGUCAGCCACCUCCACAUUAUCCAGCUCUGUCCUACCGCUGGUUCAUCAACGACUUCCCCAACUUCAUCAAGAAGAACGACAGCAGACUCUUUGUGUCUCAGAACACGGGGAACCUGUAUUUGGCCAAAACAGAACCAAACGACACAGGGAACUACUUCUGCUUCACCACCAUCAGCAUGGACAUCAGCACCAAGAGCACCUUCAGCAAAGCUAACCAGCUCACUGUGAUGCCUGAUGCUAAUCCCAGGAAGUCGGCUCCCAACAUCAAAGUGCGGUUCCCAGCAGAGACCUACGCCCUGGCAGGACUCACUGCACAGUUAGAAUGCUUUGCUUAUGGAAAUCCAGUACCAAAACUGAGAUGGAGGAAGGUGGACGGACUGAUGCCAUCCAAGGCUGGGUCCUCGGCAGAAAGUCCCACUCUCAUCCUGCAGGAUUUGUCUUUCGACGAUGAGGGUGUUUACGAGUGUGAAGCUUAUAACUCAGAAGGAAGUGAUACUUAUCAGGGACGCAUCAAUGUUCAAGCUCAGCCAGAGUGGUUACAGGUGAUGAGUGACUCUGAGGUGGAGAUCAGUUCACAGCUGCACUGGAGCUGUGUGGCUGCUGGGAAACCCCGUCCUUCCAUCCGUUGGCUUCGAAAUGGACAGUCUCUCAGCACACAGGACCGAGUGGAGGUAAACGGUGCUCGUCUUAAGAUUAGUAAUUUGGCUCUGGAAGAUUCUGGAAUGUACCAGUGUGUGGCUGAAAACAAGCACGGCACCAUCUACUCCUCUGCUGAGCUCAGAGUUCAAGUUCAAGCCCCAGACUUCAGACAGAACCCGGUCCGCAGGUUGAUUCCAGCAGCCAGAGGAGGUCAGGUGAUGAUCGAGUGCCGUCCUCGAGCUGCACCGAAGCCCAGUCUGUUCUGGAGUCGUGGCACAGAGCUGCUGACCAACAGCAGCAGAGUCACGGUGACUUCAGAUGGAAUCCUGUGGAUUUAUAACAUCAGCCGAGCUGAUGAAGGGAAGUACACAUGCUUUGCUGAAAACUACCUGGGAAAAGCCAACAGCACCGGACACCUGUCUGUCAGAGAUGCCACUAAAAUCACAUUGGCUCCUUCAAACGCUGACAUAAACCAAGGGGAGAAUGUGACACUGCAGUGUCAUGCAUCACAUGACCCCACCAUGGACCUGACCUUCACCUGGACCCUCAACGGGGUCCUGCUGGAUAUGGAGAAUUCUGCAGGACCGUACCACCGGGUGGAGGGGAAGGAAAACAUUGGUGAUCUGCUGAUAGUCAAUGCUCAGCUGAGUCAGGCGGGGGUCUACAGCUGCACAGCUCAGACUGUGGUGGACAGCGCUACAGCCUAUGCCAAACUCGUGGUUCGAGGACCCCCAGGACCACCUGGAGGUUUGCUUGUGAAGAAUGUAGCUGAGACCUCAGUGGAGCUGAGGUGGAGCCGUGGCUACGAUAACCACAGUCCCAUUGGAAGAUAUAUAAUCAGGGGACGGUCGUCACUGUCCUCACAGUGGAAGAAGAUCAUGACAGACCCUGUAAACAUUGAGGGAAACGCAGAGUCUGCUCGUGUGAUGGGACUGAUUCCCUGGAUGGAUUAUGAGUUCCAGGUCAUCGCCAGCAACAUCCUGGGCAGUGGAGAACCCAGCAUGCCCUCACAGAUAAUACGCACACAGCAAGCAGCUCCCACCGUGGCCCCCAGUGGACUCUCAGGAGGGGGAGGCAACCGUAAUGAGCUUAUAGUUACCUGGACGCCAAUGGCCAGAGAGUAUCAGAACGGGGACAACUUUGGUUACGUCCUGGGCUUCAGAAAGAAAGACGCGUCAUCGUGGACGAUGGUGCGCAUUCCUCAUGUGGAGUCGUCUCGUUAUGUCUACUACAAUGAGACAGUAACCCCCUACAGUCCCUUUGAGGUGAAGAUCAAAGCAUACAACCGUAGAGGAGAAGGUCCCUUUAGUCAGAUCGCAGUGGUUCACUCUGCAGAGGAAGAACCUACAGUGGGACCGUCCAGUAUUAACGCCACGGCACUGACAGCCUUUGACAUCCAGGUGUCCUGGGAUUCUGUCCAUCAACUCAGCACCACAGGAAUCCUCAGAGGAUACGAGAUCCGCUACUGGCGGCAGCACGAGCGAGAGGCGGCAGCAGACCGGGUGAGAACGACUGGACUAGAAACAACAGCCAGAGUAUCUGGACUGAGGCCCAGCACUCGAUACCAUGUUGCAGUUCUGGCCUACAACAGUGCAGGCACUGGACCUCUGUCCCCCCGUGCUACUGUCACCACCAGGAAACCACCUCCCAAUCGUCCUCCAGGAAACGUGUCCUGGAAAACAGACCCCUCCUGGGUGACGCUGAGGUGGGACCAUGUGAAGGCCAUGCACAACGAGUCGUCCAUUCUGGGCUACAAGGUGUUGUACAAACACGAGGGCCAGACAGCGCUGAAGGUUCUGGACAAGACAAAGACGUCAGUGAACCUGCCGCUGCCUAAAGACAACAGCUACGUUGUGUUGGAGAUCCGGACCUGGGGAGAGGGUGGAGACGGGCCGGCACAUGAGAUCAUCGUGUCCAGGGACACAGGAACUGGCAUGAUGGUCCAGAGCCAGGCCUCCUCUCCACUCUCUGCUCCCUCCCUGCACCUCCUCACUGCCCUCCUGCUCCUCCCUCUGCCGUCCCUGUCAGGCCUGUGAUCUCAGCCUCUCUUUGGACUUUUUUUUCUACUGUUUCAGGCUUCAAACUAAAGCCGUCCUCUGUCUCAGCCUGUGGCUGCUGCAGGUGGUUCUGGGAGGGGGGUGAGGUG